Messenger RNA from Daphnia carinata, 2455 nucleotides. RefSeq names its product protein PAT1 homolog 1-like (gene Patr-1). The coding region runs from base 184 to 2355 and encodes 723 amino acids. Gene Ontology annotation, biological process: deadenylation-dependent decapping of nuclear-transcribed mRNA; P-body assembly. Lineage: Eukaryota; Metazoa; Arthropoda; Branchiopoda; Diplostraca; Daphniidae. The transcript is spliced from 6 exons. Gene Ontology annotation, molecular function: RNA binding. Gene Ontology annotation, cellular component: P-body. The record is from RefSeq and is a predicted model, not a curated record.
CUCCACCAGAUGGCGAUUCCAUGGAGAGACGAAAUUCUAUCACAAGGUUUUCGAUUGACAACCACCGUUCCAUUCUGGUUUUGGAAAUUAAUAUUUGGGCUAACAUUUAGGUACACCAUACGAUUCCUCAUAUAUUAUUUGUCCUGCUAAGGAACUCAUGCUGCUUAGUACAUUUUCAAUAGAAUGGAAGACGAUGGAUUUUUUGGUUUUGACACUUCUUUGCCGUCUGUCAGAAAAGGCCCCAAACAAGAGAUUGGUGAUGUUGAACUUGAAGAUACUUAUGAUGCCUUGAAUGAUGAAACCUUUGGUGUGAUAAAUGCAGAUGAUGAUUGGGAAGAGGAGCAUGAAAAAUUGGCAGAGUAUUUAGGAGAAAUUCCAAGACAAGAAUAUGCUAAGACUGGUGUAGGAUAUAAUGAGGAAGAUUUCGAAGAAUGUGCUUAUCCUGGACCACAGCCUGGUCAUGUGAGAAACAAAAGAGUUGAUAAAACUGACAAUGUUUAUUUUGAAGCUGACAAUGAGGAUGCAGCUAAUGUUGCAGCAAGUGUUUCUCAAAUCUUACUGGAUGACGAUGACAUUGACACCAUUAUUUCUCGGCCUAUCAAUUAUUCUAGAUCAAUGGAGACUAAGUUGUUUGGACAAAUGUCUCCACAGUCAUCCAUAUUUGACACUGACAUUGUUGGAUCCCCGUCAACAACAUCUAUAUGGUCUACAUUACCCUCAGAUAUAAGAAAAUCCUCAGAGGAAAGUCCAAAAGCCAUCCCUGUGAUUCCAAAUGGCAACCCAAUUCCAUCCAUGGGAAAUCACAAUUUACUCCACGAGGGAUUGUUUAAGACCGUUGAAGAACUUGAGCGACAUUUGCUCCAUCAACCUAAACGGCUAACAAUGGAAGAGCUAGAACGAAAUCUUUUGAGUAAUCGACCAUUACAUACAGGAUCCAUUCGCUCGGUUGAAGAAAUCGAAGCCGAGUUAACAAGAGCACAACCACCUCGACAAGUUGGGAUGAUGCCGCCUCCUCCUCCUCCUGCUCAUCUACAAUCAUACUUAAGGCUACCUCCACCUAUGGCGAUGUCUCUGCCUCCGCCUGCUAGACCUCCCAUGCCGCACCCUGUGCAAAUACCCUUGCCUGUACUAGGGACAAGGUCGAAUGGCCAGAUGCCAUUGCCGUCUCAGUCUUCGCAGUGGACACGAAAACCUCUGGAACACUUGGAACAGCAAAGCCCGCCAUUUAGUGCUACACCUAUGAGCCAUAGCAAUGAGAAAAGAAAAACGUUUGCCGCCGAAAAUUAUGACGAUUACAACGGAUUAAUGUCAACCAAAGAAAAGCAAUGGCUUAUGAGCAUUCAGAUUAACCAAUUAAUAUCUGACAAUCCAUACGUUGAAGACUAUUAUUUUACCGUGCUUCGAUUAAGAUGUCUUGGAAAGCUUCACCCCAGUCGCGAUGGAAAGGAAGGGCCUAAGUUAAUUAUGCCUGAACGAGCUAAAACAGAAUCAAGAACUUAUGCACCGACGCAGUUUGCUAACUCUUUAGGCAAGCUUCAAGUUGUAACCUACACGGCACCACGCCGCAUAAUUGACGUAAGCAUUUCUCACACCUCUCCCGAAAUGAAUCAGGAUCCACAAGUGGCCGUCAAAGACAUGAGGAAAUUCAAACAAAUUUUGCUGGACAUUGAGAAGAUGUAUGUAUGGUUGCUUGAUUUGGAAGAUUCUGAAAUGCGAGUAGAAUCGCUACCGAAAGAUGCGGAACCAGGUCCCCAUCAUCUGGCAACUAUAGAGUAUCAGCACAAACUUCAGUCGUUUUUGGCGGCCGGUGACCGCCUUCAGCAAGUCAUGCUCGUCCGGAAGGGAAAGAUUUUGGUUCUUCGCGCAUGGCAUCGGUUUAUCCCACAAUUUCAAGAAUUGAUUGUCCGCACCAUUUUGCUGAAUUGCCUCAUUUUGAUUCGGCGCGAUAACCUCGACCAUGUUUUAGUACGUUUCCUGCCAUUAGUGAACGAUGUACUAGCUGCAAUUGAAGAUCUACAAGGAGUUGUAAGCAUGGCUCAGUUAAUUGAUGCUGCCCAAAAGAACAGUGGAUAUGUUAGUGUUACAUCCACGAAGAUGGGUCUCGACUUCAUAAGCUUGAUCAUGUGUCGAGGAACAGAACUUGUGCCUAAGUGCUUAGACGGCCAUACAAAAAGUCAAUGGUUUGCGUUUGCGCGUAACGUUGGCAAUUCCCUUCUUGCCGCUUCCACCACACUGAAAUCGGAUCUUGGACUAUUAAAUUUAGAGCAUUUCCAACAAGUUGGGAUGGAAGAAUCGAAGCUCAGCGCUUUGAAAAUGGUUUUAGAUACUCUUACUAACGCUGGACAAGAAAUCUAGAUGAUUAUCUCGUAACGAACAAGAGGAAUAACAAAGGUGUUGUUUAAAUGAAUUGCGCUUUGCGAGGACCGGAAAAUUCUUUACAGAAUGAGAACACCAA